AUGUAUGAAGAGCGUAACAAUCACAUUUUGGCGAUUCUCGCUUGGUCGUACAAGGCAACCAAAACAGUCAUUGGUCACUGGAACUUGCUGACCAACAACCGAAUUCACCCCACAAUCACCCCGCCUUCCCUCAAGCCUCCAUCAGAACUACAAAUAAACACCAAAAUGGCAUCCAAUCCAUUUCAAUUGCCAGAUCGCACGGGCUCAGGCCCAAAUUCGGAGGUCGCACUCCGAAAUCGCAACCAGGUUUUGGAGAGUACAUUGCAGGCAGAGCGAGAGACUUGGGGAAAGCGCGAAGCAGAACUGUUGGCUGAGAUCCAGGCCUUGAAACUUGAUCAUGAGCAUUGCGCAGAGGAUUAUGACGCUUUGAAGGGGUAUGUAGAGGGAUUGAGGGAAGGGAAGAAGGAGGAUGUUGUCACCAUUACUGAGUUGAAGGAGAAGCUGGCGGAGGCAAAUCGUCGCGCAGAAGCUGGAGAGACUGCUGUGGAGGAAUUGGCAAAGUUGAAGGUAGAGAAGGAGGGUAUUGAGGCAAUGAUCAAGAUUGUUGUUCAUACUCGGUAAGUGUAAACAAUUGCCAUUCUCAAAGCAUCAAAAUUGUACAUCUAACAUGGCUCUAGUCUACGCUUCCUCUUCCAAGCCCUCAGUGUUGUACCCGAGGCCAGACCACGUAUUCCACCAGGCGCCAUCAAUCAGUAUAUCAAAAACGGCAAUGCAGCCGCCCAUGCAGGUUGCGGAACCGCUGAUGCGCAAUUGUUCUUGGACCAUCAUAUACCACCAUCUCUCCUCCCCGGAAUGACUCUCAUCUUCAAGAAUAUCUACCGGAUGACACCAACGGAAUUCGUAGCAUUGAGCGAGAAAGAGAAGGUCACGAUCGAUUGUGAGGUAACCAUUCGAGUACUUCAGGUCCAGAACAACAGCAUAUCACGACCAAUUGCACAGCGUCAACAGGCACUGGACCAUAUUGAGAUAAUCCGAAUGAAAGCCAGCAAGAUGAGCCGCGCAGAUUUUGAGGAUGACGCCGAUGUUGAGAGACGAUUGGGUCUCGUCAAGGAGUUGGUUGCUGAGAUUGUCGAUGGAGAUAGAUUGAACUCUCUUUCUGGAGGAUCGCCGAGUGCAAAAGACCGACCUGCUCCGAGAAGACCAUCAUCUAAGUACUACAAGUAG
Molecule: messenger RNA, 1164 nt
Organism: Hymenoscyphus albidus
Lineage: Eukaryota; Fungi; Ascomycota; Leotiomycetes; Helotiales; Helotiaceae
Source: the annotation of a GenBank genome assembly